AAUUUCAAAUAUUCGACUCAGCCCUGCCUUGCCUCGUUGGUUGCGAUGCAGGGAAGAAAGAAAUUCCAGCCCUCUCGGCACAAUCCAGUGUCUUAAUUGCAUCGCAUUUCUGUAUGUCGUCGCAUAAUAUCUAGCGGCAUUGUUGGGUUUCGAGAACCCAAUUCGUAGACACGAUCGGGGCCGUGGGAUCUUCGAUGCCGAGGGUUUUUAGUCACUUCCAUCACAUCUACAGCGAGAGCUUGUUUUGGGUAGAUUCGAAGACUUUCAUGCUCAGUUUUGAGCAUUUUGAGCGUCGCAGUGCCCAGGGUUCGCCUUGUGCUUUCAUCAUCGACAUUAGACUUGGAACACAGCUGCUUUUUCCUCUCGGAAGGGGAUGAAUGAUGCGUCCCAUCUGUCAACAUUAAAAAGCGCCGCCUCUUGCAACUCUUCAGCCAUCCGUCGCUUCUGACCAUGUGCGAGUUCACGUACCUUCGUCGUCGUCGUCGCCCUGGGCCUUGUCUCUCGCCACACCUCUAGACCCGCCUCAAGUUUCCGUCGUCUCGGUGGUGUGCGAAUUGGCUCUAGAUCUUAUUUCGACUGGGCCCAAUUCCAUGCGUGUGGCUGCGCUCGGAUGUUGAGGUCUUGCUGUAGCCAACCGAUUUCACACAGUUCAUUUCUGUGUUCUGGCCUUCUUGUGCUCAAUUGCUUGCAAUGUCUCGUUGCUGGCCACCUUAACUCUGUGAUCUCGCGCAAGUUUUCGUGUCUUGGUUCGUUUGCCGUUGAAAUGUUGCCUCAGCUGCUAAUGUAGGGUGCCCAUCACUUUUUUUCUUGUUCAUUUUUUAAUUUUAUUUUUUAUAUGUUGUAUUUCAACUUUCACUUAACCCUGUUGGACUUGCAAGAAAACGAUGUCCAGUUUAUGUCCAAACCAGGGCGUAUGCACGAGGGUCUUCAAGUAUACAGUUUUGGUGCUGUGAGUGUGGUCAUAGACAAUGCUAAGCAAAGCAUACUUGCUCAGACUGGUGACGGAUGGAAAUCAGUCCACCUUGGACAAAUAUUGGAAAUGCAUCGCAGUCGUGGUGGCAGCCGCUGGAAAUAAUAGGUGUUAUAAACUGGAGACGAGGAUUUUGAAUCCAAUUGAGGUGCUGAAAACGGGAGGAUAUUUUUGAGGAGCAGCGGCGGAGCAUGGAUGGGUAUGGUAUGACAAUGGAAGGGAGAUGAGUGUGGUGCACGCUGUCAGUGGUUGGGAUUGUGAACGCAAGUGAUGAGGAUCGUGCGAAGAAACGGUCCGUGCAGGGUUAGCAACAAGUGAAACAUCGCGAGUAUGUGUUGGAAGCUUGUGUUGUGACAGUCCGGAGAAGAAAUCCAUGUUGGGAGAUUAGCAGUGGCGGGAUACGUGAAAAGUGAAGUAUCGACAUAGUUGUUGGAGGAUGGAGGUGGUUGGCGCAGUGGAGCAGCUGUAUGAUUAUAGACAAUCUAUAGAUUGCAUCUAAAGCUUAUGUUCUGGAUGACUGCAGGACUAGUUAUGGCUGAAUGUUGUGUGAGUAGGGAGGAGGUUCGAUUUAUGGAUCCAAAGUCCAUAAAUUUCACCGAGGAUAGGAUUCAGUUUUAUUUUCAGAGAGGAGCCCCGAGGGCUAAAGCAGAGAACGGCAAUGCUGCUGUGUUUAGACCACGGAACGAUGAAUCGUUGCUGAGCCUACUGAGGGGUUUAAGUUCCCGCAACGUUACGGUGUUUGAUAUCCCUCGUAUUCGGGUCAUCCAAUAUAAUGACACUUGGUACACGUUCGAUAAUAAGAGGCUGUGGGUAUUUAGACAAUUUGGCGAGGACAUUCCCGUGCAGAUUGCUAUGCCGACGAAUUUGCAAUUGGCCAAGCUUUCCAAACGAGAGGACAAUGGCAGGACGAAGGACCUUGAGAUCAUUGGCAAGGAACUGGAGAAGAAAUUUCAAAGUCAUGAGUUUAUAUGCAAGCAAAACUUGUUGAGUCAUAUAUUGCAAUGGUCUGUCAGGGAUUUGUUAAGUGCUUGGCCGUUGAAAGAGAUGGAGCCGAUCUCUCUUCGACACAACAACGUUGAGUCCUACAUGGAGCUUCUAAGUCAGUGGCUUCUGGAAGAGACCCGUGCGCAAAUACAACAGAAUUUAGUGAAAGUUGCCGACAUGGCAUGUACUAGGAUCGACAUUGAUUCUGAUAUUCGACCUAUCAGCAAGCUAAGCUGUUUACGUAGGGUUACAUGCACAAUUGAUCGUAACGCAUUUGCGAUGUUCGAGAGGUAUAAGCAGCCAAAAACGUACCAUCCAGCAGCCUCUGAUAUUGUACUUCUAUCCACUUUCGCACCGCAGAAGACCGGAGAUCUAUUCCAAGCUGAUGAAUGUUUCACAUUAGGUGUUGUGCAGGGAGGGCACAUGUCUGGGUCAUCAUUUGAGGUCAUAAUUUAUGCCACAACCCACGGGCCAGUGUAUGCAGAGCUUGUGGGAGGGGAGAAAAGUUGGUAUGCGAUGAAACUUGAAAGCCUCGUGACAUGUCAAAGGAUAUGGGACUCACUACAUCAGCCUGAAAAUACACCUCUAGCACAAUAUGUCGCUACUUAUCAUUCACCUCAGAUAUCCGAGACCCCAGUUGAGGAGUCCAAACUGCAGAAGUAUUGCUGCACAAUACGUCGUCUCAAUCUCUCCCAGACAGAAGCUGUUAAGAGAUUCAUUAUGAGGCACUUGAAUCCGCAGCAAGGUUAUGGUGUGGAACUGAUUCAAGGACCCCCUGGCACAGGCAAAACAUCGACCCUGACAGCCAUGCUCUCUGCAACGGUUUGUACGAGCACACGCAUCCUGGUCUGUGCUCCGACAAACACUGCUGUGAACGAGGCUGCACGAAGAUUUCUUCUUCAAAAUCAACGAGACCAGGAAGAUUCUCAGAGGGUGCACUUUUGUAGCGAUUAUGUUCACUCCGCAUGUGGUGUAAGUUCUGACAGUAAUUCUACUUGUACCCCCUUGCGUCUUGGCGAUAUUGUUAUGCUUGGCAGUGAAGAUAGGCUUGCUGUUGAAGGAAGUGCGUUGAAGGAUAUAUUUUUGCCUCUCAGAGUAAAACGCCUUUUGGCCGCCCUUCAUCCUGAAAGUGGAUGGGAAGUCCUCUCUAGAACAUUCCUAUUCCAUCUGAUGGAGGUCUCAGAAUCCACGGUGAAGGAGCCAGAACAACAAACUUUGGAUCGUAUCGUAAUAGAAUCAGUUGGACGUCAGGUAAUUGGGCAUGGGGAGGUGCUGUGCAACGAUCUUCCUUCGUCUCACCUCAGCACACGAAGGAUAAAAAUGAUUGCAGCAGUAUCAUGUUCAAUACGUAAUCUUCUCGAGCUCUUUACACAUGAGAAUCACAACGAUGGUUACACUCGCUUGAAGGAACAAUCAGCUGCCCAGGAUGAAGUGGAGAAUGAUAAUAAUCAGAGAACGAAGGAUCUGAUUAAUGACCUAAAAAAGUCUCUUUCCAGGCCCUUAAAAGAUUCACUUGUGCUAAGUGACGACGCCCAAUUCUCUCCGAACCCAUACAAAGAUGAGACUGUAGAAUCUUGCACACACUAUAGCAGCGAUUUCAUCAAGGAAAGUUAUACCCUUCUCGAAAUUCUGACAGCAAAUGCUGAAGCCCCAAUUUUCCCCCCAGCAGCAGCUAAAUCAGCUGACUGGGUAGAGUCUGAGUGCCUUUCAAGUGCCAGCCUUGUAUUUAGUACGGUGUCCUCUGCAGCUCUGAGAAUCAUGAAGUUGGGUUUGCCGUUUUCCUGUGUUAUUGUUGACGAGGCUGCGCAGUUGGUAGAGGCGGAAAGCACAAUAGUACUGCAAAUGAAAGAUGUUAAACAGCUUGUCCUCGUUGGGGACCAAAAGCAGCUACCAGCAACGGUCAUGAGUCAGCUAGCGUUGAAGAAUGGGUAUGCCCGUAGUCUUUUUGAGAGGCUGCAGUGCCUGGGGCAUUCUUGCCAAUUAUUAAACAUGCAGUAUCGUAUGCAUCCCACAAUCAGUGCCUUCCCAAACAAACAGUUCUACAAUUGCAAGUUGAAGAAUUCUGAAGACACUCUCAGUGAGAACUAUGGGAAACUCGUAUACCAGAAGAACAUUUUUGGACCUUAUGCCUUCAUUGAUGUGUCUGACGGCAUAGAAGUCAAUGCAGGCUCCAGCAAGAAAAAUGUUCUUGAGGCAAAUCUUGUUCUCCAUUUAGUCAAACGUGUUCAGGAUUCUGUUUGUGCAAAUUCUAAAGAAUCGGGAUCGUCCACAAAGCCGAUUACUGUAGGAGUGAUAUCUCCUUACAGUGGUCAAGUGGGCUUCAUCAAGGACCAACUAUGCAAAAGUGACUCAAUCUGUAAAUUAGAAGCAGGUGCAAAUGUCCUGGAUAUCGAGGUGAAGUCGAUUGAUGGGUUUCAAGGAAAAGAGACAGAUAUUAUUAUCUUCUCUGCCGUUCGAGCAAAUCAAGCUGGGAGGAUCGGAUUCGUGGAUGAUGAGCGCAGAAUGAAUGUUGCUUUGACUCGCGGCAGGCAUGCGGUCUGGAUUUUAGGAUCAGCAUCUACGUUAUGUGGUCACAGCAAACUUUGGAGGAAUUUGGUUGAUGACGCUAAGCAAGUAAAUUGCUUCUUUAAGGCCACUCAAGUUGAGUGGAUGAGCGACGUCAUCAAUAUCUUCAAAAGACAUGGUAGUAGUUCGUUGCAGCAGGGAGAUGGUGAUGAAAGAGACAUGGGCACCGAUAGAACUAUUAAUUUUUGUGCACAAUCAAGUAUGGCAGCAUCUCCUUCCGGGAGGAGCUGGGAGUACGAGGAACCUCCACAGAUUGACGGUCCAGAUUGGUCUUCCGUAUCCUCUUUUACAACAACCUCGUCACCAGCAACUAGAAGUUUACCACAUUUAACGUUGGGAAAGCGACCCAGAGCAGGGCGGGACCGUGGGAGGUGGUACAAACUUAAUGAUAGUCGUAGCCGAGAGCCCCACCACUUUAGGGACGAACGCAGGCCCCCACAGAAGCAUGAGUGGCGUUGAAGAGCAGAAUACCUUAGCUAGCAUCAUUGAGAAAACAGCAAUAUCAGGUCUGGUAGUGAUUUUCCUUGGACAUCUUCCGUGUCUACUCUGCAACGUGGUUGAGACCUGCCUGCAAGUUUGUGACAGGCAGACUGGGUUAGUAAUAUCCAAAACCCAAUCUGCAAAGUAUUAAUACCUGAGAACGGACUGGGCGGCGAAUAAGAAUGAAGGGUUACUGUUUGAAGAAGUGACUACAACACAGCACUCUUUAUCGUGAGUAUUUUCGAGGAUCUUUACUGGAAUGUUCACAGUUCCUUUUUGUAAAUAGGAAGUUUUGAAGUUAUCUAUAUCAAAACUUAUGGCAGUAUUCUAGUGUGUGCAAUAUAUGUACAUGAUGAAGCAGGGGUGUCUGACGAUUAUGACAAAAGUAUUUGUUGCAGGCUACACAUGUGGACCACAAAUACAUGUAAUUUGAAAUGUAAAAUUUACACACUUUAAUUUUGUAGGUGGAUGAUAAACCUGUAGAUU
This is a messenger RNA of Physcomitrium patens, 5485 nucleotides long. The record is from RefSeq and is a predicted model, not a curated record. NCBI's taxonomy places the organism in Eukaryota, Viridiplantae, Streptophyta, Bryopsida, Funariales, Funariaceae.